This is a messenger RNA of Geodia barretti, 1389 nucleotides long. NCBI's taxonomy places the organism in Eukaryota, Metazoa, Porifera, Demospongiae, Tetractinellida, Geodiidae. The record is from the annotation of a GenBank genome assembly.
AUGUCGGCUUGGGACUUGUCCAGGCUCAUUCGCGAUCGAGAGGUUUCACCGGUUGACGUUGUGGAGGCGUGUCUGGCAAGGAUCGAAGAGACCGAGCCGACCCUCAAUUCAUUCAUCACACUGAUGCCCGAACAGGCGCGGGACGCGGCGCGACGCGCGGAAGCCGAGAUCGGGAGAGGCAACUACCGCGGACCGCUGCACGGCAUCCCGGUGGGGUUGAAGGAUCUGUUCAACACGGCGGGGGUGAAGACCACGUCAGGGACUCGGAUCUACGACAACUACGUGCCGGACGAAGACUGCACGGUUGCAGCCAGGUUCAGCCAGGCCGGCGCGAUACUGCUGGGCAAGUUGAACAUGCACCCGUUGGCGUUUGGUCCGACGGGCGAGAACGGCGAUUACGGCCACAUGCACAACCCGUGGAACCCGGAGCGAAUUACCGGCGGUUCCAGCGGCGGGAGUGGAUCGGCAACGGCGGCCGGACAGUGCACGAUCACCAUGGGGAGCGACACCGGCGGAAGCGUGCGUAUUCCGGCGGCGCUGUGCGGCAUAGUCGGCCUGAAGCCGACCUACGGGCGAGUGAGCCGUGCCGGUUUGACGCCGUUAUCCUGGUGCCUGGACCAUCCCGGACCAAUGGUGCGAACCGUGGAAGAUGCCGCGCUGACCAUGAAUGUCAUCGCCGGACACGAUCCUCUGGACCAUGCAACGUCGGAAGCUCCGGUUCCCGACUAUACGACGGCGCUGACCGGAGACAUCCGCGGACUGCGGAUCGGCGUGAUACGGGAGUAUUUCGAAACGGAGAUCGACCCCGCCGUGGCGGCGCUGACGCACCGGGCCAUAGCCGUAUUGGGGGAACUCGGGGCAGAGAUCGUGGAAGUUUCACUGCCGCUCUACGAGUACGCCCAGCCAAUCAGCAACGCCAUCCUCAGCGCCGAGGCGACCGCCGCGCAUCGGGAUAUCCUGUUGAGCGACGGCGAGAAGCUGUACCCACAAGUGCGUGAACGGCUCGAAGAGGGGCUGUUCAUUUCUGCAGCGGAAUACCUGAGGGCCCAACAGGCCAGGCAAGUCUUCUGCAAUCAGGUGGCUGACCUGCUACGCGACGUUGACCUCCUGGCGGGCCCGGUGGAACCGGUGACGGCGCCGAAGAUACUGGAGCGGCGUAUCGAAAUCGAGGGGCAGUCGCUGCCGGCGGUGCCGAUGCUGACGAAGUACACCCGGGUAUACAACAUCACCGGGUCCCCGGCUAUUUCGGUCCCCUGCGGAUUUGCGCCGGAUGGACUGCCCGCGGGCCUGCACCUGGCGGGCCGGAACUUUGACGAAAUGACCGUGCUGCGGGCAGCGUACGCUUACCAGCAGGCGACGGGUUGGCACGCUCAGCGGCCCGCGUUGUAG